Messenger RNA from Orbilia oligospora ATCC 24927, 1131 nucleotides. RefSeq lists its product as uncharacterized. The transcript has 3 exons. Gene Ontology annotation, molecular function: feruloyl esterase activity. The record is from RefSeq and is a predicted model, not a curated record. NCBI's taxonomy places the organism in Eukaryota, Fungi, Ascomycota, Orbiliomycetes, Orbiliales, Orbiliaceae. Bases 1 to 1131 code for a protein of 376 amino acids.
AUGACCCGCCUACUUCCAAUCAUCCUCGCCACCAUCGCGCUUAUCGCAUCAACAGUUGUCGCAGAUGACGAUAGAACACCAGGCUGUGGAAAAGAUGUUUCGUCGGCAGCUAUCGGAAAGACCCAAAAGGUGUCGAUAACAAGUUCUGGUAACAAUCGUACUUUUAUGGUCCAUUUACCACAAGAUUAUGAUUCUGAUGAAGAUUAUCCUGUGAUUCUGGGAUUCCAUGGAGCGCCGGGUGUUGGAUUACAUUUUGAGGCGGAUACGAUGUUUAGUAUGCCGAGGUGGGGGAAUGGGAAGAUAUUCGUAUACCCUGAUGCGCUAGGUGGAGUUUGGGCGGGAAUGCCAGGGAAUAUGACGACGCCGUUGGAGAAGGAUCUUGAGUUCAUGAGCGACCUACUUAAUUACCUACGGAACAAUUAUUGUGUCGAUAACGAGAAGAUUUAUGCCACUGGAAUCUCCAACGGCGGCGGCUUCCUAAACCGUAUAGCCUGCGACCCUACCGUCGGCCGCAACUUCGCAGCCUUCGCUCCAGACGCCGGAGCCUUCACUGGCUUCCAACCAAACGGUAACGCAACCUGUAACCCCUACAAAACACCCAUCCCAAUCAUCUCUUUCCACGGCACAAACGACACCACAAUCUCCUACUACGGCCGUAACGAUUCAAUCCCCACUCCAUCAAUACCCUACUGGCUCCAAGGCUGGGUCGAACGCAACAAGUGCACAAAUAUGACCGAAGAAACCUAUAAUAAAACAGCGACGCAUUAUAGUUGGACUUGUGAUGGUGUUGAAGGGGCUUUCCAGCAUUAUAAGGUCGAAGGGAUGGGACAUGUUUGGCCUAGUACGGAGGAGACUUUUAGUCAAUUGAUCUCUGGCGGGCAGCCGACGGUUGUUAAUGCUAAUCAAUUGAUUUUGGACUUUUUUGGCAGAUGGGAGGUGGAAGAUAGGGGUGUUAGUGGGGGUGGGGAGACUACGGCGGCGACGACUACUACCGCCGGGCCAACGCCGACAGAGACUGGGGGACCUGCUGGUACUACUGCUGCUGGUGGGGGGAGUGCAGCGGGAAGAGUUGAGGUCGGGAUGUGGAGUUUUGGGGUAGCGGUUCUUGUGGGUUUGAUGGCGUGGGUGUAA